UCUGCAAUGAUUUCUAAUUACAUCUUUAACUAUUGCCCCCUAUUGAUUGUCUGUCCUGCAGACAUUGACUUUGCCACCAGGAAAAUUGCAGCUCACCUGAGCCAGACCAAGGUGAUUGUCCAGAACGGAGACAAAUUCGAGACCAAGACCCUAAGCACCUUCCGGAACUACGAAGUUAACUUUGUAGUAGGGGAGGAGUUUGAGGAGACCACUAAGGGCCUGGACAACAGAGUGGUCAAGACAUUGGUGACCUGGGAUGGAGACAAGCUGGUGUGUGUCCAGAAGGGAGAGAAGGAAAACCGUGGUUGGAAGCACUGGAUUGAGGGGGACCUACUGCACCAGGAAAUCACCUGUCAAGAUAAAGUCUGUCGCCAAGUAUUCAAGAAAAAACAAUAAAAACUGAUUUAGCACACAUUCAUCACCUGAUACUAAUGGAUUCAUUUGUUUGGGGCAUAAUGUGUUAUCUAUUUAUGAUGACAUUGUAUAUAUAUGUCCAAUAAAUACAUCAUCCAACUGUCAA
Molecule: messenger RNA, 520 nt
Organism: Osmerus eperlanus (European smelt)
Lineage: Eukaryota; Metazoa; Chordata; Actinopteri; Osmeriformes; Osmeridae
Product: retinol-binding protein 2-like
Exons: 4
Coding region: 7-396 (129 amino acids)
Biological process (GO): fatty acid transport
Cellular component (GO): nucleus; cytosol
Molecular function (GO): fatty acid binding
Source: RefSeq, a predicted model, not a curated record